Molecule: messenger RNA, 2975 nt
Organism: Eucalyptus grandis
Lineage: Eukaryota; Viridiplantae; Streptophyta; Magnoliopsida; Myrtales; Myrtaceae
Product: MDIS1-interacting receptor like kinase 2
Exons: 2
Coding region: 44-2935 (963 amino acids)
Biological process (GO): protein phosphorylation
Molecular function (GO): protein kinase activity; ATP binding; protein binding
Source: RefSeq, a predicted model, not a curated record
CAUAAAGAGGUACAACUUCUGGUUAUUGUGAAGCAAAUAAAGAAUGUUGCUUAAGCGUUCCUUCUGCUGCUAUCUUUUCCUGAACUUUCUGUUCGCAUUUUCCACUUUGCCUACAGCCGCUUCAGCCUUAUCUACUCAUGUACAAACACGAGAAGCGGAAGCCCUUCUAAAAUGGAAAAAUAGCCUGAGGGACCAAACUCAGUAUCUCCUCUCUUCUUGGAUGCUUGCUUCGAGCAACAUCACAAGCACAAACACAAGUACCAAUUCAUGCAGUUGGGAAGGGAUCAGGUGCAAUAUUGCCGGAAGUGUCACAGGCAUAAACCUCACAAGCAUCGGCCUGAGAGGUACACUACAUGAAUUCAACUUCUCAUCCUUGCCAAACCUAUUGUCUCUCGAUCUUCAUGAUAACGAACUUUUUGGAAACAUCCCUUCUAAUAUUGUUACUCUUCAUAAUCUAACCUUCUUAAAUCUGGGUUACAAUCAACUCAGUGGAAGCAUUCCUCCAGAGGUUGGAAACUUGACAAUGCUCAAAGUGUUAAGCUUCUCGAACAACCUCCUAUCCGGUCCUGUUCCUUCCACUCUCGGAAACUUGAACAAUCUUUCAUUGCUUUAUCUUGGGAACAAUCAUCUAACUGGUCCAAUUCCCCUGGAACUGGGGAAACUAAACUUCCUUUCCGAGCUUCGGUUGAACUUGAACAAUCUUACUGGUUCUAUUCCUGCAUCUACAGGCAAUCUGACAGGCCUGAAGAUCUUGUCACUCUAUGGAAACCAGUUGUCUGGUCCAUUACCUCGAGAGAUUAAUAACCUCACCCACUUGAUACUAUUCUUUCUGUCAAAUAAUAGCAUAUCUGGUUUCUUACCUGAGAAUAUAUGCCAUGGUGGUAUUCUGGAAGACUUUUGUGCUAGUAACAACCAUUUCACCGGCACUGUUCCUAAAGGGCUGAAAAACUGCACGAGCUUAACAAGACUGCGUCUAGACAGGAAUCAUCUCGUAGGAAAUAUAUCUGAAGACUUCGGCAUAUAUCCUGUUCUAGACUACAUUGAUUUGAGCUAUAAUAAUUUCCAUGGUGAGGUUUCACCAAACUGGGGAAAAUGCCAACUCCUAACCAGCCUAAAAAUUUCUGAUAAUCUUAUUGUCGGAGUCAUUCCACCUGGGAUUGGGGGAUCAUCGCUUCUUCACGUGCUUGAUCUUUCAAACAACAAACUCGUAGGGAAAAUCCCAAAUGAGCUAGGAAAUUUGAAAUCACUCUUUAAUCUGACUUUGAGCGGUAACAAUCUUUCUGGAGAAAUUCCUCCAGGAAUUGGAACGUUGCCUGAAAUGGCCUAUCUUGAUCUAGCUCGAAACUAUCUGAAUGGCCCAAUUCCUGGGCAGCUGGGUGACUGCUCGAAAAUGAUCUACCUGAACUUGAGCAGCAAUCAACUUAAUGGAAGCAUUCCUGAUGAAUAUGGCAAUUUGGUGUCACUACAAGUUGCAUUGGAUCUAAGUAGAAACACACUCUCCGGGGAAAUUCCAUGGCAACUUGGAAAUUUGAUAAAGCUGGAGAUAUUGAAUCUUUCCAACAAUGAGCUCACUGGUCCAAUCCCAUCAACUUUUGACAAUUUGAACAGUCUGAGGCUGGUUGAUGUGUCCCAUAAUGACUUGGAAGGUCCUCUUCCUAACAACGAAGGCUUCCUGGUGGCUCCGGCAGAAGCAUUUCAAGGUAAUGCCGGAUUAUGCGGCAACCAUUCUGGCUUAAAGCUCUGUCCUUCAAUAGAAAGUAAAAAAGAGAGAAGAAUUAGUAUAUUGGUAAUUAUGAUGCCUCUUGUUGGAGUGUCAAUAAUUCUUAGUAUCAUCGUUAUUAUUCUCUAUACCAUGAAGAGGGGGAAGACAAAAAUGAGCGAAGAAUCCGAGGAUUCGCAUCAUGGUAAUGUAUUCGCAAUUUGGUGCUAUGACGGGAAAUUAGUAUAUGAAGACAUCAAGGAAGCAACUGAAGGCUUUGACCAUAAGUACUGCAUUGGUGUAGGAGGAAGUGGGAGUGUUUAUAGAGCAGAACUGUCGACAGGUCAAGUCGUGGCUGUGAAGGAGCUUCAUGCUUUCCACUGUUUUAAUCUGCAAGAUCGAAAUGUCUUCGAGAAUGAGGUAAGGGCAUUAACAAAGAUCAGGCAUCGGAAUAUUGUGAAGCUGUACGGUUUCUGUUCACACGCGGAACGGUCGAUCUUGAUUUUCGAGUAUUUGGAGAGGGGGAGUUUGGCCAAGAUCCUGAAGGACAUGGAGCAAGCAAAGGAUUUGGAUUGGGCAAAAAGAAUUAAUGCUGUGAAAGGGGUUACUAAGGCACUCUACUACUUGCACCAUGAUUGUAGACCUCCCAUUAUUCACAGAGACAUAUCAAGCAACAAUAUAUUGUUGGACAGGGAAUAUGAAGCUCAUGUUUCUGAUUUCGGAACGGCCAGAUUUCUAAAGCCGGAUUCCUCCAAUUGGACAGGGCUCGCCGGAACAUAUGGGUAUAUCGCUCCAGAACUUGCCUACACGAUGAAAGUCACGGACAAGUGUGACGUUUACAGCUUUGGAGUAUUAACACUCGAAAUAAUAAUGGGUCGUCACCCUUGUGAGAUGAUGUCCUCUCCUUCAUCUCCCUCACCAUUGGGGUCAUCCUCAUCAUCGUCAUCUGCGACAUUGUCUUUGCCGGCAUCGCAAGUACAGACUCUGCCUUUCAACAAUUUGUUGGAUGGGCGUCUGCCACUACCCUCUCCCGAGAUGGCGGAGGAAGUAGCGACCAUCAUAAAGCUGGGCUUCGCAUGCUUAAAUGCUAAUCCUCUUCUCAGGCCAACCAUGGAGCAAGUUCACAUGGAGCUAUCGGCUCGAAGGCUACCUUCCAUCGAGUCAGUCCAUGAAUUAGCCUUCGGACAAGUCCUAAACCCAGGGGUACAAGAACAAGAGGACAAGACGCCUCAGUGACCAUGUAGUAUAUGCUGCACAGAGGGAGCAUGUUCCAUUU